UUUGACUUUGGGAAAUCACCUUUCCAGUCAGUCUAUUGUACAGUGUCAACGGGUGACUUUUAUUUUGAAGGUGAACCACCCAAUACACUAUUGUUGCUCACGACACGGUGGUAACGGCGUCCGGUUGAGCAGAGCUCGCAGACAUGGCGAACAUUAGAAGUAUCAAGGGUAUGGUUGGCCUGGUGACAGGCGGUGCUUCAGGGCUGGGUCGGGCUACCGUGGAGAGGUUGGUGCAGCAGGGGGCGUGUGCUGUCAUUCUGGACCUUCCCUCUUCAGACGGACACACCCUGGCAGCCAGCCUCGGAGAACGCUGCACCUUUGCCCCCGCUGACGUAACGUCAGAGGCAGAUGUGCGUUCUGCGGUGGAGCUGGCCCGGCAGCGGUUUGGGAAGCUGGACCUGGCGGUGAACUGUGCUGGCAUCGCCGUUGCCGUCAAGACUUAUAACUUCAAAAAUGUUCCCCACAGUCUAGAAGACUUCACUAGAGUUAUCACUGUGAACAUCGCUGGGACGUUUAAUGUGAUCCGAUUGGCUGUUGGUGAGAUGGGGAAGAACGAACCAGACGCAGACGGACACAGAGGCUGUAUCAUCAACACAGCAAGUGUAGCUGCCUAUGAUGGACAGGUGGGCCAGGCAGCGUACUCUGCGUCUAAAGGAGGUAUCGUAGGAAUGACUCUACCCAUCGCUAGAGACCUGGCACCCAUGGGCAUCAGAGUGGUUACUAUAGCUCCCGGUCUGUUUGCUACUCCUCUCCUGGCAGGUCUACCUGAGAAGGUGCAGUCGUUCCUGGCCCGUCAGGUGCCCUUCCCGUCCCGCCUGGGAGACCCUGCAGAGUUUGCUCACCUGGUGACAUCACUGGCUGAGAACCCCAUGAUCAACGGAGAGGUCAUCAGGCUGGACGGAGCCAUCCGCAUGCAGCCCUGAUGGGGGAGGGUCUAGUGGGGAGUACAGUUGCAUUUCAGUCAUUUAGCAGACGCUCUUAUCCAGAGCCACUUAGUGAGUGCAUACAUUUUCAUUGGUACUGGUCCCCCGUGGGAAUCGAGCCCACAACCCUGGCGUUGCCAGUGCCUUGCUCCACCCACUGAGCCACACGGGACAUUUGGACACCAAAUGGAAUGUGAAACUGUAACACAUGUACCCCUACUGUAGCUCAAAUGAAUGUUUGUGUGUUUCUGUUGUUCAUAUCCACAGCACUGCAAUACUCCGCUAUGCUCUCUGUGGUUUUGUAACUAAUAAAAAACCUCAUCCUC
Messenger RNA from Oncorhynchus keta (chum salmon), 1249 nucleotides. RefSeq names its product 3-hydroxyacyl-CoA dehydrogenase type-2. Gene Ontology annotation, molecular function: estradiol 17-beta-dehydrogenase [NAD(P)+] activity. The record is from RefSeq and is a predicted model, not a curated record. NCBI's taxonomy places the organism in Eukaryota, Metazoa, Chordata, Actinopteri, Salmoniformes, Salmonidae. Gene Ontology annotation, cellular component: mitochondrion. Gene Ontology annotation, biological process: androgen metabolic process; estrogen metabolic process; fatty acid metabolic process.